Molecule: messenger RNA, 1558 nt
Organism: Octopus sinensis (East Asian common octopus)
Lineage: Eukaryota; Metazoa; Mollusca; Cephalopoda; Octopoda; Octopodidae
Product: ATP-dependent RNA helicase eIF4A
Exons: 10
Coding region: 118-1323 (401 amino acids)
Molecular function (GO): RNA helicase activity; RNA binding; ATP binding
Source: RefSeq, a predicted model, not a curated record
GGCCGCCUCAACCAAUGAAACGUCGCCGUUCGCCCCAACCGGAAGUCAGUUAUUGUUCCACUCGGACAUAACAGAAAUUCUGUAAUUGAGAAAAAAACAACUGACGAAGUGUGAACAAUGUCUUCAGAAUCAUCGCAAAAGAUUCCAACUCACGAAGAUUGUAGCAGUGAGAUUGAAUCAAACUAUGAUGAAAUUGUCUCUACAUUUGAUGAGAUGAAACUGCGGAACUCACUGUUAAGAGGGAUAUAUGCUUAUGGUUUUGAAAAGCCUUCUCUUAUCCAGCAAAGAGCAAUUGUACCUUGUAUAAAAGGUCAUGAUGUUAUUGCCCAAGCUCAGUCGGGCACAGGAAAGACUGCCACCUUUUCUAUUGCCAUUUUGGAACAGUUGGAUAUGGAUCUCCCUGAGUGUCAAGCUCUGGUCCUGGCUCCCACUAGGGAAUUGGCCCAACAGAUUCAGAAAGUCGUUGUGGCUCUUGGAGAUUACAUGGACGCAAGAUGCCAUGCGUGUAUUGGCGGAACAAAUGUUCAUGAUGAUAGGUUACAAUUGAGUGAAGGUGUUCACACGGUUGUUGGAACUCCUGGACGUGUCAGUGAUAUAAUCCAACGAAAAUGGCUUGUAACUUCCCAUAUUAAAAUAUUUGUCCUUGAUGAAGCAGAUGAGAUGUUGUCUCGAGGUUUCAAAGAUCAAAUUUACAGUGUUUUUAGAUACAUGCCCCAGAAUGUUCAGGUGAUAUUAUUAUCAGCUACUAUGCCACCAGAUGUCUUUGAAGUCACCAGACAAUUUAUGAGGAAGCCAAUUAAGAUUUUAGUGAAAAAGGAAGAGUUGACUCUUGAAGGUAUCAAACAAUUCUUCGUUCAUAUUGAGAAAGAGGAAUGGAAACUAGACACAUUAACAGAUUUAUAUGGAACUCUGACAAUCACUCAAGCCGUUAUAUUCUGUAAUACUCGUAGGAAAGUAGAUUGGCUCACCGAUCGGAUGUUGGCAAAAGAUUUCACUGUUUCUGCUAUGCAUGGUGAGAUGGACCAGAAGGAAAGGGAUAUGAUUAUGAGGGAGUUCCGCAGUGGAUCCAGUCGUAUCCUCAUAACUACGGAUCUUCUUGCAAGAGGCAUUGAUGUUCAGCAAGUAUCCCUUGUCAUUAAUUAUGAUUUACCUACGAACAGAGAAAACUACAUUCACAGAAUUGGUAGAGGAGGACGGUUUGGUCGUAAAGGUGUUGCCAUCAACUUCAUCACCGAGGAUGAUGUUCGAAUACUCAAUGACAUAGAACAAUUUUACAACACUUCCAUCAUAGAGAUGCCAACGAAUGUGGCUGACUUGAUUUAAGGUUGCCCCCCUCUUGCUGUUCGGAAAGACAACAUGCAUUGCUUGUCAUUCAAGACAUCAAAUAUACACCUUUCUCUCUUUCUUUUUAUAUUUGAAAUAUGUACAAACUGCUUUUCCUUUCCAACAAAGACAAGGGCCUUUUCAUUUGUUGACACUGCCCAUGCACGCUCAAGUUCUACGUGUAUUUUUCUCCCCACUCCCAUCCCUAACAUGUAUUAAUCAACUUCUGGUUUUU